Molecule: messenger RNA, 2484 nt
Organism: Oikopleura dioica
Lineage: Eukaryota; Metazoa; Chordata; Appendicularia; Copelata; Oikopleuridae
Source: the annotation of a GenBank genome assembly
AUGUCCGAUCCUGUUAAAUCGUUCAUAUCGGGCGGUGCAGGUGGCAUGGCAGCCGUCGUCGUUGGUCAACCCUUUGACAUGGUUAAAGUCCAGCUUCAGAGCUCCAAUCAUUACAAAGGAUCUCUCGACUGCGCCAAGGACAUGGUUCGGACUCAGGGAGUUCGUAGUCUCUACCGAGGAGUCAUGGCUCCGCUCACUGGUGUCACUCCCAUCUUUGCCCUCUCUUUCGCUGGUAACGCUGCUGGCUGCAACAUGGUCCGCAAAAUUACUGGCCACGAGAAGCUGAGCUAUGGUGAGCUCUUCUGCGGCGGUAUGCUGGCCGGAGUCUACUCGACAAUCAUCAUGGCUCCAGGAGAACGAAUCAAAUGUCUCCUUCAAGUCGCAAAACCUGGCCAGUACAAAGGCAUGGGCGACUGCGCCAAGGAAUGUCUAGUCAAGUAUAAAGCGACUGAUAAGCAACCGGACAAUAAUUUGAAAACCAUGAAAAAGCAACUGAUCGCCGAUGGUGGAGUGAGAAAUCUCUACCGAGGUACAGUGCUUACUCUCGCCAGAGAUGUGCCUGCUUCUGGUUGCUACUUUGGCAUGUACGCCUACAUCAAGGACCAAUUGACUCCUGAGGGCCAGGAAAUGUCGAUUAGCUCCAUCCUUGUCGCCGGUGGUCUCGCCGGCAUGGCCAACUGGGCGAUUGGCAUCCCCCCAGACACCCUCAAGACUCGAUUCCAGACCGACAUCUCUGGUAGAUACGCCGGUAUCAAAGACGUCUACGCCGAGGUGAUGGCCGAAGGAGGCUUCAAGCAAAUGUUCCGCGGAUUCGGCGUUGUGAUGAUGCGAGCUUUCCCCGCCAACGCCGCGUGCUUCUUGGCCAUGGAAUUGACAAAAUCGGGACUGGACAAGCUUUGGAUAGCCCGAUUUCUGACACCAGCGGAAGGGCAAGGACGUUUCGUGGCCAAAAAUUUAUCGCAAGUUUUCAACUCGCUGGAUCGCCGAGAGACGGACAGAACGGUUCCUAGACAGCAGCAAGUGCAGAUUGUUCGCAAAACGGCCGAGAAGGUGCUGCCACCCCCGACACAGGUGGUGCGGCAAGCGAGUCCGGUCGAGCAGCAGCAUCAACAGUACGGGCAGAAUCAGCAGAGCCUGCUUCAAGUCGCCAACUCGGGCAGCGCGGAGAGCAGCUUCCGACCGCGCGCAGUCACCGCGCCAUCGAUGACGACGAAGAGGCGCAAAGAAGUGAACCUCGAUUACAAGCGCAAGGAAAACGAACGCCGCGAGCAGAGAGAGAUUGAAUACGCGAAUGCAAGAGCCGGUAACCAGGACGAAUCGCUUGAUGAGCAAAGCGAUAGAACGCAGAACAAUAAGUACCGGUUCGCAUUCAAGAAGAACAAAAUUAAGGAGAAUAAGGAAGACUUCUCGCAGCCGAAGGCUAUGCCGAGAUCUAGCAGGAAAAAGAUGGACGGUGGAGUCUCACCGACGCGCGAGUUGUCUGCACAAAGUGCACCAACAGAGGAUCAUGAAAUCGCAAAGUUGAGAAAUCGCUCCGCCUCGGCGUCGAGCAAUUCUGAUUUGAAGAAGAAGCGAACGAGAAGGCGACGGGGACGAAAGACAACGGGAAAUGGCCAAGACGAAGGACAAGUCUCAGAGCUGACGAUGGAAGAAGCCAUCAAUUGGAUUAGACAGGACGCGCCACCAAUCGCUGACGUCUAUGACCAUGAAGCUCACGCUAGAAUCGAGAAGGAACAUGGCUGCGAGGUGAAAAUUGUUAACGGAACAACCUACUUUACUCCCAGCACUGAUCGAAUGCAAUAUGGGCAAGUGUCAUCUCAAAGUCAUUCGAACGAGAAUGACUUUAGAGGCCACUCUCAAUGGAGGAGUCCGGAUGAUGGACGAUAUCCUGAAAGUAAUUCGGCGACGACGCAGUACGCGGAUAGAUUCAAUAAGAACAUUUAUUCUCAAUCCGCGCCGCUUCAACCAAGGAUUGUCAAGGGAGAAGUGAGCUCAACGAGCCACGACUACAAGGCAUUUGGCGAUAAGCUACGAACGAUCUGGGCGCAGCAGGACACGAAAAGUAAGAAGGAUAUCUGGGACGAUCUUGGCACUGGCAAGCUGGCGAACGAAUCCGUCCUAUCAGUGAUUGACUCUGAGCCGAAGACUUCUGCGAAGUCUUCCGUGCCAGACCGGUCGAUUUGGUCGAACGGGCCAGCGAGCACUUUGGAGAGCAACGCAAGUCCACCCAAGCCGAUAAGGAAACCCAAUGUGUGGGAACCGCGUCCGCAAGAACAAGCUGGCAGUUUUGGUUUCAACAGUUUCGAGCGCGAAGCAAGCCCAGUAGACUACUUCAAUUCGAGCAAGUUUCAUCCCCGCAUGGACGUGCUCUCCCUGGACACACGUGACAACGACGAACUUUCCUUUCAUUACGACCAAGCCAAUAUUAAUAGUAACUUGAGCAGUGUCCCUUACAGCCCCUUGACUCGGAUUUCCUCUGGCUAA